Messenger RNA from Carlito syrichta (Philippine tarsier), 7175 nucleotides. It is a transcript of the gene SCN2A, whose product is annotated as sodium voltage-gated channel alpha subunit 2. The transcript is spliced from 29 exons. Gene Ontology annotation, biological process: membrane depolarization during action potential; sodium ion transmembrane transport; neuronal action potential. Gene Ontology annotation, molecular function: protein binding; voltage-gated sodium channel activity. The record is from RefSeq and is a predicted model, not a curated record. Gene Ontology annotation, cellular component: plasma membrane; voltage-gated sodium channel complex; axon. Bases 357 to 6395 code for a protein of 2012 amino acids. NCBI's taxonomy places the organism in Eukaryota, Metazoa, Chordata, Mammalia, Primates, Tarsiidae.
UAACAGACAGUGGGUACCAUCGAGUGAGUGUCAGAACAGAAAGCUAAGACACAAACAGAGAGGAUGCUGUGGUCAUCCUUUCUUGUUUUUUCUUCUUUGGUGAGAAUUGAACAUAUGUGAGAUUUUUAUUUUCUGUUCUAGUAAAAAUUCUGAAGAAUUGCACUGGAGACUAUUAUAUUCAACACAUACAUGGAUUCUGUGCUAUGAUUUACAAUUCUCUUUAUUUCAGCAUGAUGGAAUUUUAGCUGCAGUCUUCUUGGGGCCAGCUUAUCAAUCCCAAACUGAGUGUAAAAGACUCUGCAGGGCACUUUCUUAUGCAAGGAGCAAAACAGUGAUUAAAGAAGCAGGAUGAAAAGAUGGCACAGUCAGUGCUGGUACCGCCAGGACCUGACAGCUUCCGCUUCUUUACCAGGGAAUCCCUUGCUGCUAUUGAACAACGCAUUGCAGAAGAGAAAGCUAAGAGACCCAAACAAGAGCGCAAGGAUGAGGAUGAUGAAAAUGGUCCAAAGCCAAAUAGUGACUUGGAAGCAGGAAAAUCUCUUCCAUUUAUUUAUGGAGACAUUCCUCCAGCGAUGGUGUCAGAGCCUCUGGAGGACCUGGACCCCUACUAUAUCAAUAAGAAAACAUUUAUAGUAUUGAAUAAAGGGAAAGCAAUCUCUCGAUUCAGUGCCACCCCUGCCCUGUACAUUUUAACUCCCUUCAACCCUAUUAGAAAAUUAGCUAUUAAGAUUUUGGUACAUUCUUUAUUCAAUGUGCUCAUUAUGUGCACUAUUCUUACCAACUGUGUAUUCAUGACCAUGAGUAACCCUCCAGACUGGACAAAGAAUGUGGAGUACACUUUUACAGGAAUUUAUACUUUUGAGUCACUUAUUAAAAUACUUGCAAGGGGCUUUUGUUUAGAAGAUUUCACAUUUCUACGAGAUCCAUGGAACUGGUUGGAUUUCACGGUCAUUACUUUUGCAUAUGUGACAGAGUUUGUGGACCUGGGCAAUGUCUCAGCGUUGAGAACAUUCAGAGUUCUCCGAGCAUUGAAAACAAUUUCAGUCAUUCCAGGCCUGAAGACCAUUGUGGGGGCCCUGAUCCAGUCCGUGAAGAAGCUUUCUGAUGUCAUGAUCCUGACUGUGUUCUGUCUGAGUGUGUUUGCACUAAUAGGACUACAGCUGUUCAUGGGCAACCUGCGGAAUAAAUGUUUGCAAUGGCCUCCAGAUAAUUCUUCCUUUGAAAUAAAUAUCACUUCCUUCUUUAACUACUCAUUGGAUGGGAAUGGCACUACUUUCAAUAGGACAGUGAGCAUGUUUAACUGGGAUGACUAUAUUGAAGAUCAAAGUCACUUUUAUUUUUUGGAAGGGCAGAAUGAUGCUCUGCUUUGUGGCAACAGCUCAGAUGCAGGUCAGUGUCCUGAGGGAUAUAUCUGUGUGAAGGCUGGCAGAAACCCCAACUAUGGCUACACAAGCUUUGACACCUUUAGUUGGGCCUUUUUGUCUUUAUUUCGUCUCAUGACUCAAGACUUCUGGGAAAACCUUUAUCAGCUGACACUACGUGCUGCUGGGAAAACAUACAUGAUAUUUUUUGUGCUUGUCAUUUUCUUGGGCUCAUUCUACCUUAUAAAUUUAAUUCUGGCUGUGGUGGCCAUGGCCUAUGAGGAACAGAAUCAGGCAACACUGGAAGAGGCCGAACAGAAAGAAGCUGAAUUUCAGCAGAUGCUUGAACAGUUAAAAAAGCAACAAGAAGAAGCUCAGGCAGCAGCUGCGGCAGCUUCUGCUGAAUCAAGAGACUUCAGUGGUGCUGGCGGGGUAGGAGUUUUCUCAGAGAGUUCUUCAGUAGCAUCCAAGUUGAGCUCCAAGAGUGAGAAAGAGCUGAAAAACAGAAGAAAGAAAAAGAAACAGAAAGAACAGUCUGGAGAAGAAGAGAAGGAUGACAGAGUCCGAAAAUCUGAAUCUGAAGAUAGCAUAAGAAGAAAAGGUUUCCGUUUUUCUUUAGAAGGAAGUAGGCUGACAUAUGAAAAGAGGUUUUCUUCUCCACACCAGUCUUUAUUGAGCAUCCGUGGCUCCCUUUUCUCUCCAAGACGCAACAGUAGGGCGAGCCUUUUCAGCUUCAGAGGUCGAACCAAGGAUAUAGGCUCCGAGAAUGACUUUGCUGACGAUGAGCACAGCACCUUUGAGGACAAUGACAGCCGAAGAGACUCUCUGUUCGUGCCUCACAGACCUGGAGAAAGGCGCCACAGCAACGUCAGCCAGGCCAGCCGUACCUCCCGGGUGCUCCCCAUUCUGCCCAUGAACGGGAAGAUGCACAGCGCUGUGGAUUGCAAUGGUGUGGUCUCCCUGGUGGGGGGUCCUUCUACCCUCACAUCUCCUGCUGGGCAGCUCCUGCCAGAGGGUACCACUACUGAAACGGAAAUAAGAAAGAGGCGAUCCAGUUCUUAUCAUGUUUCCAUGGAUUUGCUGGAGGAUCCUACAUCAAGACAAAGAGCAAUGAGUUUAGCCAGUAUUUUGACCAACACCAUGGAAGAACUUGAAGAAUCCAGACAGAAAUGCCCACCUUGUUGGUAUAAAUUUGCUAACAUGUGUUUGAUUUGGGACUGUUGUAAACCAUGGUUAAAAGUAAAACACCUUGUCAACCUGGUUGUGAUGGACCCAUUUGUUGACCUGGCCAUCACCAUCUGCAUUGUCUUGAAUACUCUCUUCAUGGCCAUGGAGCACUAUCCUAUGACGGAGCAGUUCAGCAGUGUGCUGUCUGUUGGGAACCUGGUCUUCACAGGGAUCUUCACAGCAGAAAUGUUUCUCAAGAUAAUUGCCAUGGAUCCAUAUUAUUACUUUCAAGAAGGCUGGAAUAUUUUUGAUGGUUUUAUUGUGAGCCUUAGUUUAAUGGAACUUGGUUUGGCAAACGUGGAAGGAUUGUCAGUUCUCCGAUCAUUCCGGCUGCUCCGAGUCUUCAAGUUGGCAAAAUCUUGGCCCACUCUGAAUAUGCUGAUAAAGAUUAUUGGUAAUUCAGUAGGGGCUCUGGGGAACCUUACCCUGGUGUUGGCCAUCAUCGUGUUCAUUUUUGCGGUGGUCGGCAUGCAGCUCUUUGGUAAGAGCUACAAAGAAUGUGUCUGCAAGAUCUCCAAUGACUGUGAACUCCCACGCUGGCACAUGCAUGACUUCUUCCACUCCUUCCUGAUUGUCUUCCGAGUGCUGUGUGGCGAGUGGAUAGAGACCAUGUGGGACUGUAUGGAGGUUGCUGGCCAAACCAUGUGCCUUACUGUCUUCAUGAUGGUCAUGGUGAUCGGAAACCUUGUGGUUCUGAACCUCUUCUUGGCCUUGCUUUUGAGUUCCUUCAGUUCUGACAAUCUUGCUGCCUCUGAUGAUGAUAAUGAAAUGAACAAUCUCCAAAUUGCUGUGGGACGGAUGCAGAAAGGAAUCGAUUUUGUUAAAAGAAAAAUACGUGAAUUUAUUCAGAAAGCCUUUGUUAGAAAACAGAAAGCUUUAGAUGAAAUUAAACCUCUUGAAGAUCUAAAUAACAAGAAAGACAGCUGUAUUUCCAAUCAUACCACCAUAGAAAUAGGCAAAGAUCUCAAUUAUCUCAAAGAUGGAAAUGGAACUACUAGUGGCAUAGGCAGCAGUGUAGAAAAGUAUGUCGUGGAUGAAAGUGAUUACAUGUCAUUUAUAAACAACCCUAGCCUCACUGUGACAGUACCAAUUGCUGUUGGAGAAUCUGACUUUGAAAAUUUAAAUACUGAAGAAUUCAGCAGCGAGUCAGAUAUGGAGGAAAGCAAAGAGAAGCUAAAUGCGACUAGUUCAUCUGAGGGCAGCACAGUGGAUAUAGGAGCUCCCGCUGAGGGGGAACAACCUGAGGUGGAACCUGAAGAGUCCCUUGAACCUGAAGCCUGCUUUACAGAAGACUGUGUACGGAAGUUCAAGUGUUGCCAGAUAAGCAUAGAAGAAGGCAAAGGGAAACUCUGGUGGAAUGUGAGAAAAACUUGCUAUAAGAUAGUGGAGCACAAUUGGUUUGAAACCUUCAUUGUCUUCAUGAUUCUGCUGAGUAGUGGCGCUCUGGCCUUUGAAGAUAUAUAUAUUGAGCAGCGAAAAACCAUUAAGACCAUGUUAGAAUAUGCUGACAAGGUUUUCACAUAUAUAUUUAUCCUGGAAAUGCUGCUAAAGUGGGUUGCAUACGGUUUUCAAGUGUAUUUUACCAAUGCCUGGUGCUGGCUAGACUUCCUGAUUGUUGAUGUCUCAUUGGUUAGCUUAACUGCAAAUGCCUUGGGUUACUCAGAACUUGGUGCCAUCAAAUCCCUCAGAACACUAAGAGCUCUGAGGCCCCUGAGAGCCUUAUCCCGGUUUGAAGGAAUGAGGGUUGUUGUAAAUGCUCUUCUAGGAGCCAUUCCUUCCAUAAUGAAUGUACUUCUGGUUUGUCUGAUCUUUUGGCUAAUAUUCAGUAUCAUGGGAGUGAAUCUCUUUGCUGGCAAGUUUUACCACUGUAUUAACUACACCACUGGAGAGAUGUUUGAUGUAAGCGUGGUCAACAACUACAGUGAAUGUAAAGCCCUCAUAGAGAGCAAUCAAACUGCCAGGUGGAAAAAUGUGAAAGUUAACUUUGAUAACGUGGGACUCGGAUAUCUUUCGUUGCUUCAAGUAGCCACAUUUAAGGGAUGGAUGGAUAUCAUGUAUGCAGCUGUUGACUCAAGAAAUGUAGAAUUACAACCCAAGUAUGAAGACAAUCUAUACAUGUAUCUUUAUUUUGUCAUCUUUAUUAUUUUUGGCUCAUUCUUUACCCUGAAUCUUUUCAUUGGUGUCAUCAUAGAUAACUUCAACCAACAGAAAAAGAAGUUUGGAGGCCAAGACAUUUUUAUGACAGAAGAACAGAAGAAAUACUACAAUGCAAUGAAAAAACUGGGCUCAAAGAAACCACAAAAACCCAUACCUCGACCUGCUAACAAAUUCCAAGGAAUGGUCUUUGAUUUUGUAACCAAACAAGUCUUUGAUAUCAGCAUCAUGAUCCUCAUCUGCCUCAACAUGGUCACCAUGAUGGUAGAAACUGAUGACCAGAGUCAAGAAAUGACAAACAUAUUGUACUGGAUUAAUUUGGUGUUUAUUGUCUUGUUCACUGGAGAAUGUGUGUUGAAACUAAUCUCUCUUCGUUAUUACUAUUUUACCAUCGGAUGGAAUAUUUUUGAUUUUGUGGUGGUCAUUCUCUCCAUUGUAGGUAUGUUUCUCGCUGAGCUAAUAGAAAAGUAUUUUGUGUCCCCUACCCUGUUCCGAGUGAUCCGUCUUGCCAGGAUUGGCCGAAUCCUUCGUCUGAUCAAAGGAGCAAAGGGGAUCCGCACAUUGCUCUUUGCUUUGAUGAUGUCCCUUCCCGCGUUGUUUAACAUUGGCCUCCUGCUCUUCCUGGUCAUGUUCAUCUACGCCAUCUUUGGAAUGUCCAACUUUGCCUAUGUUAAGAGGGAAGUUGGAAUCGAUGACAUGUUCAACUUUGAGACCUUUGGCAACAGCAUGAUCUGCCUGUUUCAAAUUACCACCUCUGCUGGCUGGGAUGGGUUACUAGCACCUAUUCUCAACAGUGGACCUCCCGACUGUGAUCCUGAAAAAGAUCACCCUGGAAGCUCAGUCAAGGGAGACUGUGGGAACCCAUCUGUUGGGAUUUUCUUUUUUGUCAGUUACAUCAUCAUAUCCUUUCUGGUUGUGGUGAACAUGUACAUUGCCGUCAUCCUGGAGAACUUCAGUGUUGCCACUGAAGAAAGUGCAGAGCCCCUGAGUGAGGAUGACUUUGAGAUGUUCUACGAGGUUUGGGAAAAGUUUGAUCCUGAUGCCACCCAGUUCAUAGAGUUCGCCAAACUGUCUGACUUUGCAGCUGCCCUGGAUCCUCCUCUUCUCAUAGCGAAGCCAAACAAAGUCCAGCUCAUUGCCAUGGAUCUGCCCAUGGUCAGUGGUGACCGGAUCCACUGCCUCGACAUUCUAUUUGCUUUUACAAAGCGUGUUUUGGGUGAGAGUGGAGAGAUGGAUGCCCUUCGAAUCCAGAUGGAAGAAAGGUUCAUGGCAUCGAACCCCUCCAAAGUCUCUUACGAGCCCAUUACAACCACUUUGAAACGCAAGCAAGAGGAGGUGUCUGCUAUUAUUAUCCAGAGGGCUUACAGACGCUACCUCUUGAAGCAAAAAGUGAAAAAGGUUUCAAGUAUAUAUAAGAAAGACAAAGGCAAAGAAGGUGAUGGAACACCUAUCAAAGAAGAUACUCUCGUUGAUAAACUCAAUGAGAACUCAACUCCAGAGAAAACCGAUAUGACGCCUUCCACCACUUCUCCACCUUCAUAUGAUAGUGUGACCAAACCGGAAAAAGAGAAAUUUGAAAAAGACAAAUCAGAAAAGGAAGACAAGGGGAAAGAUAUCAGGGAAACACUUCACAAAAUAAGAAACGAGGACUAAGAUGCAGUAUAGCUUUCUGCUCUUUUUUUAAAAUUAGUACUGUAAACUUGCACACAUUUCCAUGUGAAACAAAUCUAAGACUGAAUCCAAUGUUUAUUUGCUUUCAAAUAGUAAUGCCUUGUCAUUGAAAGAGGCUUAAGGAAAAUAGGUUGAUAUUCUUGACAUUGCUUGAAUCAGAUGUUUCCACCUAGUCUUUUUAUUCAGUAAUCAUCAGUCUUUUCCAAUGUUUGUUUACACAGAUAGAUCUUAUUCUUACUGACCCAUAUGGCACUAGAAUUGUAUCAGAUGUAAUAUGGGAUCCCAGCUUUUUUUCCCCCAUCACAAAACCAGAUAGUGAAGUUAUAUUACCAGCUACAGCAAAAUAUUUUGUGUCUCACAAGCAACAACAAAUGUAGAUUCUUUAUACUAAAACUAUUGACUUGUAGUGUGUUGGUGAAAUGCAUGCAGGAAAAUGCUAUUACCAUAAAGAACGGUAAACCACAUUACAAUCAAGCCAAAAGAAUAAAGGUUUUGCUUUCGUUUUGUAUUUAAUUGUUGUCUUUGUUUCUAUCUUUGAAAUGCCAUUUAAAGAUAAAUUUCUACAAUGUAAAAAUUAUCUGGAAAAAUAAAUGUAAAGAAUACUCAUGAAAUAUAAUAACUCAUCUUUAAAUUUUUUCAUGGAAUGGAAACUAAUUAAGAAGAGUGUAUUGGUUAACUAAUAUUGGCCAAAAACCGAGAUAUGGUAUCAGGUAGAGUAGUGGAAAGUUACAAAAGUUAAUAAAAAAUUGACUAACGUUUUAA